Molecule: messenger RNA, 5427 nt
Organism: Bombina bombina (fire-bellied toad)
Lineage: Eukaryota; Metazoa; Chordata; Amphibia; Anura; Bombinatoridae
Gene: TRAPPC8
Product: trafficking protein particle complex subunit 8
Exons: 30
Coding region: 147-4568 (1473 amino acids)
Biological process (GO): protein localization to phagophore assembly site; endoplasmic reticulum to Golgi vesicle-mediated transport
Cellular component (GO): cytoplasmic vesicle; phagophore assembly site; TRAPPIII protein complex
Molecular function (GO): protein binding
Source: RefSeq, a predicted model, not a curated record
GUUAGUUGCUGUUAUAGGGGAACUAGAUUACUAGGGAUUUGUUUUUUAUUAUAAACCUGCUUGUAAUGACGUGUAAGGAGAAGCUGUUGUGGUGAUCCCGAGCUCCCCGUGUGUGCUUGUAGUCAGUCGGUGAGAGAAGGCCCGGGAUGGCGCAAUGCCUCCUCUCCGUGCAUGAGUUCCUGCAGGACUGCUUCAUCCCGCAGGUGGCCGCUCUGUGUAGCGAUGAGGCGGAGAAAACGGCCAGGAAGAACCAGCUCAGCUUCUGCGAGCUCGUCAGACCUUUCUGUAGACUGAGCACUGAAGGUCAUAUGCGUGAUCCGAACAACCAGCUUCAUGUGAUCAAAAAUAUAAAGAUAGCAGUGAAUAAUAUUGUCACUCAGUUACCACAACAAGGAGCAAUUAGAAAACUAUUAAAUGAUGUUGUUUCAACUUGUCAGCCUGCAGAGGGUUUAGUUCCCAAUGUGAUUACAGCAGGUGAUUACGACCUUAACAUCAGUGAUCGUUCUCUUAAAGCUAGUGUCCCUUGGUACAGUAAUUGGAAAGGCACAAUGACGGAGCUCACCAAGUCCAGGUUUUAUUCAGCAACUACAUCAUGGUUUGAGUCUUACCGAGAGACCUUUUUCCAGUGCAUGCCGGCCUCUGAUCAUGAAUUCUUAAACCACUAUUUAGCUUGCAUGCUGGUAGUUUCCUCACAUGAACCAGAACCUGUGGAACAGUUUCUUAAGUUGUCACAAGAACAACAUCGGAUUCAGCACAGUAAUGAUUAUUCCUAUCCUAAAUGGUUUACUCCCAACACUCUUAAGUAUUAUGUCUUGCUUCAUGAUGUUAGUGAAGGGGAUGAGCAAAGGGCUGAUUCAAUAUAUGAGGAUAUGAUUCAAAGAUAUGGAACUCAGGGCUGCUAUUUACUCAAAAUUAAUUCUCGAACAUCCAGCAAAGGAGUGGAUGAGCAGAUUCCAGAUCCUUGGAGUCAGUAUAUUCAGAAAAAUAGCAUCCAAAACCAGGAUUCCUAUGAAGAUGGGUCUUACACAGCUGUAUCCAAUAAAAAUUCAGACAAUGUAAUAUCUUUGGAUGGAUUAGAACAUUCUAUGAAAGAGACUCUGUCGAAUAAUUUUAAAACGCAUCCUCUUCAGCUUGACCAGUUUGGGGACUCCUGCAGUAAUAGUUAUGAUGGUCUUGACAAUUGUAAACCAUCCAACAAUGAUAUGAAAAAGUCAGUUGCUGGUACCUUGCACGGCACCUGUUUAACUCUUACAGACCAUGAUCGAAUUAGACAGUUCAUACAGGAGUUCACAUUCAGAGGGCUCUUACCACAUAUAGAGAAGACAAUAAGACAACUGAAUGAUCAGUUGAUAUCGAGGAAGGGACUGAGCCGGUCACUGUUUUCAGCCACAAAAAAAUGGUUCAGUGGUAGUAAAGUCCCAGAGAAAAACAUUAAUGAACUGAAAAACACUUCAGGAUUGUUAUAUCCACCAGAGGCUCCAGAACUUCAAAUUCGGAAAAUGGCAGAUCUUUGUUUUCUGGUGCAACAUUAUGACUUGGCUUACAGCUGCUACCACACUGCAAAGAAGGAUUUCCUGAGUGAUCAAGCUAUGCUUUAUGCUGCAGGGGCAUUGGAAAUGGCUGCUGUAUCGGCUUUUCUUCAAACUAGUGCACCAAGGCCGUACCCUGCCCACUAUAUGGACACUGCAAUACAGACAUACAGAGAUAUAUGCAAAAAUAUGAUGCUUGCUGAAAGGUGUGUCCUUCUAAGUGCUGAAAUUUUGAAAAGUCAAGGUAAAUAUUCGGAAGCUGCUGCACUUUUGAUACGUCUCACAAGUGAGGAUUCUGAUCUUCGAAGCGCACUCCUCUUAGAACAGGCAGCUCAUUGCUUUAUUAAUAUGAAGAGUCCUAUGGUGAGGAAGUUUUCUUUCCACAUGAUACUGUCUGGCCAUCGUUUUAGUAAAUCAGGGCAGAAAAAACAUGCCUUGCGUUGCUAUUGUCAAGCAAUGCAGGUUUACAAAGGGAAAGGAUGGUCUCUUGCUGAGGAUCAUAUAAACUUUACUAUUGGUCGCCAGUCAUUUACACUUCGCCAGCUUGAGAAUUCUGUGUCUGCAUUUAGACAUAUUUUAAUUAAUGAUAGCAAGCAACCUGCGUCACAGCAAGCAGCAUUUCUUCGAGAAUAUUUAUAUGUUUAUAAGAAUGUAUGCCAGCAAUCUCCUGAAAGCCCAUUACCUCAACUUCCGUUACCAUACAUCAAUAGCUCAGGCACUCGAGUCUUCUUUGGACACGAUAGGCAACAAUCAGAAGGUGAAAAGCAAGCAGCUACCCAUGUAAGCCUUGAUCAAGAAUAUGAUGGUGAUUCUUCAGCUCAAUGGAAAGAACUGGAAGAGCAAGUUGUAUCUGUUGUUAACAGAGGUGCAUUGCCUCUAAAUUUCCAGCCAACACAGUAUUGUUUAAGCAGCAAUUCUGAUAAUUCUAAAUUUCCCCUUGCUGUGGUAAAAGAGCCAAUAACAGUGGAGGUGUCUUUCAAGAACCCUUUAAAAGUUCCACUUUUAUUGACUGAUUUGUCCUUGCUGUGGAAAUUCCACCCAAAAGACUUUAGUGAAAAACACAACGGAGAAGUUAAAGAACCAGUCAGCAAUGAAAGAGAUUUGAUCACAAAGGGGAAAUGCAGUAAUGAUAUUAUAGGAACUGAAGAGAUAAGUGAAUUUUUGAUCAGCAAUGAAGAAACUAAAAUUGCACGAUUAAAGUUAUUUCCUUAUGAAACAGGAGAAUUGCAUAUCCUUGGUAUCGUCUAUAAUCUCAGCACUGUUCAGAAUACUAGUAACCUGGAUGGCGUAGCGCCUGUCAGUGGCGUCCCAGCAAGCAAAUUUGUUUCUAAUGGAAUGUCAGUGAGAGGGCGUCAGGAUUUAGAAAUACAAGGUCCUCGACUGAAUUCUACAAAGGAAGAAAAAACAUCUAUUCAGUACGGACCUGAUCGUCGUCUAGAUCCAAUAAUUACACCCCAAAUGCCUUUGCUGGAGGUGUUCUUCAUAAACUUUCCCACUGGCUUGCUCUGUGGAGAGAUCAGGAAAGCACAUGUUGAAUUUGUAAAUGUGAGCAAAUGUUCACUCACAGGACUAAGAGUUGUUUCCAGACGGCCAGAGUUUUUCACAUUUGGCAGCAAUACAGCAGCAUUAACACCACUUAGUCCCUCUGCCUCAGUUAACUGCAGUGCCUAUAAAACUGUAGUGACGGACUCUACCUCUGCAUGCUCUGUUCUUACAUCAUCUGCUGCUCCAACGGACUUUGGCAAUUGUAAUGGAAACCAGCCUGAUGUUGUAGAUAUUCCACUCACAGACUCAGUCCUCGCACCUGGUGCUUCAGUCCAACUUCCUCUUUGGUUACGGGGACCAGAUGAAGAAGGUGUUCAUGAGAUAAACUUUUUGUUUUACUACGAAAGCACAGAAAAACAUUCUAGAAUGAGACAUAGGGUCCUGAGACACACUGCCAUUAUAUGCACCAGUAGAUCACUAAAUGUGCGAGCAUCAAUCUCCAGAAGCAAUGCACUUGAGGAUGAGGAAAGCAAAGGUGGCAAUAUGUUAGUAUUUGUGGAUGUGGAAAAUAUGAACACUAGUGAAGCAGGCGUAAAAGAAUUCCAUAUAGUGCAAGUAUCAAGUAGCAGUAAAAACUGGAAGCUGCAGAAAUCUGUGAAUCCUACAGAAGAUAAAGAUACAAAAUUAACCAGCAGGGAAAGGGCUAAACUGUGCUUCAAAGCCGUAAGAUGCAAAUCCUCCCAAGAUGAAAUAACAUCUUUAGAAAGAUACACAUUUGGUGACAUUGUUUUGGGGGAUGAACAAAUAAUUAGUUCAACAACUCCAUGUGCAGACUUUUUUUUCCGAAGCUGCUUAUGUUCAGAACUUAAGAAAACCCAGGCUCUGAACACAGAUUCAGCGGGGAAAUUUGCUCCUGAUGGGACUGUCCGAUUAAUACAGAAGUGCAGUGAAGUGAACCUUAAUAUAAUUGUACUAUGGAAGGCAUAUGUUAUUGAAGAUAAUAAGCAGCUCAUUUUGGAAGGUCAGCAUCAUGUGUCUCUAAGCACCAUUGGAACAGAAGCUGUCUCUUUUCCUCAAAAGCAAGAACAGCCAGAAAUAGUGCUAUUAAAAUUUAACCGAUCUGAAAACAGCGGUACACCUCCUAGGCCGUCAGCAGAGCAGCUCUCCAAUCUAAUAAAAACAAGCCUUCAAUACCCAGAAUUUUUCAAUCACCCGUUCCAUCAAAAAAGCCUUUGCUUGGUACCAGUCACCCUUGUGCUCUCUAAUAGUUCUCAGGCUGUUGUUGAUGUUAUAGUAGACCUCAGGCAUAAGGCAACAAGUCCUGAAGCUCUGGAUGUCCACGGCUCUUUCACAUGGCUUGGGCAGACCCAGUACAAACUCCAGCUAAAAAGUCACGAGAUAUUUAGUCUGCAGCUUAAGGCUUGCUUUGUGCAUACAGGAAUUUACAACCUUGGAACUCCUCGAGUGUUUGCAAAGCUGGCGAACCAAGUCACACUAUAUGAAGCAAACCAGCAGAGCUCCAUGCCAGCUCUUAUUGUCAUUAAUAGUGUUUGACUGCUCUCCUGUCAACAUUAAUGGAUCAAGCAUAACUAUUUUAAUAUUAGAUUAACAAUGUUAUGGAGGACGUGGGGGAAACCUACACUUCUCUCUGAUCUAAUAGAAGUUAAAUCUGUUUCACUAUUUAGAUUUCUUUAUGCAAAAUAUUCAGGGCUGAUAUACGCUCCCUACCUUUAUUUUUGUUUCUAUGGCAUCUGUAUAAACAGCUCUAUUUUAAUUUUGCACAGGAAAAUAACAUCUGUAUGGUAAAAUAUUAAAACUUUGUUGAGUGCAUUCAUUUGGGCAUAUACAAAGUGGUUCAGAUGUUUCCCUUGUUUAUAAAAAGUAUGUUAUAAUGUAUCCCAAAUUUCUGUAAGGUGUGUUCAUGUCAUUUUACAGUUUGAUUUUCACAAUUCUUUCAAACCUAAAUAGAAAGUGUUGGCCAUUAUAUUGUGAGGUUUGAAACGCAGAUUGCGUAUGGUAUAUAAGCUUAAUUUAAUGAAUAUUUGGCAGUCCUUUUUGUUAACCGUUUUAAUUCAUCUCAGUACUGAAUGCACUAUUUCACUACCUUGACAUUAUCGUUCAAAUUGAGUUUUUCACUUUAAUAUGUCAUGCUAACAAUUGAGUCAAAUGCCUCAAUUUAAACAUAAACUUUUCAAUAAAUGAUGUAUUAUAUUUAUAACAAAUGUAUUGUAAAUAGAAUAAAACAUAUGCCAUAUUUGCUGUUUAAAGACUUUUCUUGCAUAUAGGCUAUAUCAAAUGGCCAUAAUAUAUACUACUUGUUGCUUAAUGAUGUUAACAAUAUUAAAUAAUGUAUAUAUGACAUUAAAAGUUUUAACAAGUCUGUGAGUAAACAAAUGUAAUAUUUUUUACAAUA